Ceratitis capitata (Mediterranean fruit fly) is the source of this 974-nucleotide messenger RNA. It is a transcript of the gene Vps37B, whose product is annotated as vacuolar protein sorting-associated protein 37B. Lineage: Eukaryota; Metazoa; Arthropoda; Insecta; Diptera; Tephritidae. Gene Ontology annotation, biological process: protein targeting to membrane; ubiquitin-dependent protein catabolic process via the multivesicular body sorting pathway; protein targeting to vacuole. The coding region runs from base 118 to 786 and encodes 222 amino acids. The transcript has a single exon. The record is from RefSeq and is a predicted model, not a curated record. Gene Ontology annotation, cellular component: ESCRT I complex.
AGUUACAAAAAACCCUGCUUUAAGUCGCAAUUCUGCAAAUAUUUUUAUUUUAAAAAGAAAAGUGCAAAGAAUUCAACUAUUAAAUAAUUUACGCACAAUUUGCUGCAUAAUAAAGCAAUGUAUCAAGAAUAUUUAAACCAACUACAAAUAUCAUUAGCCCCCCUCUCAUCGGAUGAACUCAAGGAUUUGCUCAACGAUGACGAAAAGCUUGAUGAGAAAGUAAAUGAAGUUUUAGAAACCCUUAAAACUCAAAAGGACAAUUUACUCAUCGAAAACCGCACCAAAGCUGAGAGCAACAUUGAAAAAGAACCAAAGAUCAUCGAAUUACGUGGGAAAGUAAAUGAAUUACUUGAGGAAGCUAAGGCUCAUUGUGAAGCUGUUCAAGAAAAAUUAGCAGAAGUGAAGGCUAAGUCCGGAGACGUUAGUCAAGAAACAGCCUUAGCUUUAUUACAAACAGCCGCUGCCGAAAGUGAAGAGGCAACCGACGCCUCAAUUAAACAGUUGACAGACAAUGAAAUUGGUGUGGAAGCAUUUCUAGAUGAUUUUCUAGUUGCCCGUAAAACAAUGCACCUACGAAAGCUCAAAGCAGAGAAAAUGCAAGAGAUAAUGCGCAGACAAACACAAGCCGCUCAGCGUGGAAGUAUUGGGAAUGUAAUGCCUGGGUAUGGAAAUUUGCUCCCGAAUAGUGGAUUUUAUCCUGCUCCCGGUUUACCUGGAAUGGGCGGCGGCAGUGUACCCUAUCCAUUGGGUCCAAUGAUGCCUAUGCCACCUCCACGUCCAUAUUAACAGCCACAUUUGUAUGUGCUUUCGUGCACUGCCUUUGGACAAUUUUGUAGUAUCGCAAUUACAAAUUUCGACGUCACGAUAAGAUUAAACCUUUUAAAUAGACAUCUUGUAUUGUUAAAAUGUUACAAAUUGCAGAGAGGGGUUACUUAACAAUAGAAUACCUAAUAAAUUUAUUUACAAAAUAAAAA